AUGUUCAUUAAAGAAGAUAUCAUCUUGAUUAUUAUGGCUAUAGAAUCUUUGAUAGGCAUGUUGGCAAAUGGGUACCUUGGACUAAUGUCCUGGAUCUACUCUAUUAAGAAGAAUAAAACCCCCUCCCUUAACUACAUCCUCACAAGUUUGGCUAUUUCCAGAAUUUGUUUGGUCAUCAGAAUAAUAUCAGGUGACAUUGUAAAGAUAUUCCAACCAUAUUUUUAUAAAGAUGUUAAAGUACGGAUACUAUUCAGUGUCUUCUGGGUACUCAUCAGCUACUCAAGUUUGUGGUUUGCCACCUGCCUCAACGUCUUCUACUUGCUGAAGAUAGCGAAUUUCUCCAGUCCACUUUUUCUUUGGCUAAAAUGGAGGAUUGACAGGGUGAUUUACUGGAUCUUGCUGGCGGGGUUAGCCAUUUGUUUGUUGAGCAGCCUUCUAACAGCAAUACCGAAUUAUUAUAAAGAUAGUUAUGGAUUUACAGAACAUCAAAGCAACAUCACUGAAAUGUUCCAUGUGAGUGAAAUUAAAUAUUUCGACCCAUCAACCCUCUCUAACCUUUUGGCAGUUGUCCCAAUUGUCGUGUCAUUGAUUUCAUUUUUCCUGUUAAUUUUGUCUCUGUGGAGACAUACCAAGCAAAUGAAACUCAAUGUUACAGGCUGGAGAGACCCCAGCACAGAAGCCCAUAUUACAGCCAUGAAAAAUGUGACUUCUUUUCUCUUCCUCCUUUUGGUAUACUAUGGGGCUUGUCUUUUAGUAACUUAUAGCCACCUAAUAGAAGAAAAAACAUUAGCUGGUAGGCUUGGAAAGAUUUUAAUGAUUCUCUACCCCUCUGCCCACUCCCUUAUUUUAAUUAUGGGAAAUAGCAAGCUGAGGAAAGCGCCUGUCAGGAUAUUAAGAUAA
Sorex fumeus (smoky shrew) is the source of this 900-nucleotide messenger RNA. Its product is annotated as taste receptor type 2 member 8-like. NCBI's taxonomy places the organism in Eukaryota, Metazoa, Chordata, Mammalia, Eulipotyphla, Soricidae. Gene Ontology annotation, biological process: sensory perception of taste; G protein-coupled receptor signaling pathway; detection of chemical stimulus involved in sensory perception of bitter taste. Gene Ontology annotation, molecular function: G protein-coupled receptor activity; bitter taste receptor activity. The record is from RefSeq and is a predicted model, not a curated record. The coding region runs from base 1 to 900 and encodes 299 amino acids. Gene Ontology annotation, cellular component: membrane. The transcript has a single exon.